CCGAAAUGUCCUGUUUGCGUGUAGUAUCACCCUUUGUUAGAUGAAAUUUACAGUACGGUGCCAGGAAAAAAAUAUCAUGAUUAACCAGAUUGAAAGUGGCGAAGAAGAUGAAGAAAUGAAGAGCUAUGACUUCACGAUGAAGACUUGGCGGGAUGAUGUCACUUUCCUCGUGGAAGACCAGCGUUUUUAUGCCACUAAGGCCAUAUUAGCCAUAGCCUCGUCCGUGUUUGAAGCAAUGUUUGGAACAAACUUCAGAGAAAGUGAAGUAAAAGAAAUACCUUUACCAGGUAAGAAAUCUGAAGACUUCAACGAGUUUCUUCAUUGCAUGUAUCCUAACACACAAAAGAAGAUAGACGCUAAUAAUGUGUACAAGAUCUUACCAUUGGCAGAUGAAUAUAAUGUCAAGUCAUUGGUGAAAAAAUGCCAAAGAUAUCUCAAUUUCCGUUUAACGAAUGAACGGGCUUCUAUAAAAGAAGUUGUGCAUUGCCACAGUUUGGCUACCAAACAUAAUUUUCAGGGCCUUCGGGAUGUUUGUGCAUCCCGUCUAUCCGAUAUUGGACUGAAAGAAAUACAACCCACAGGUCUAAAGGACACUGAAACACUGCUCGAACUCCAUAAAGAUAUCUUAAAGAAACAAGGAGAAUUGUUGGAUUCAGCUCGAACAGAAUUGGUGAAAAUAUAUAUGCAUAAAGAUCUAACACAGGAAACUGCAUCAGCACAUGACCUUACGAGUAGCAAAGGGGCUAUGAUAGCGUUUUCACCAUGCCUAGACCUUACAAAAGAGGACUUGAAAAGGAGCAAACCUGUGUCUGUAUGGGAUAUUACAUUUGAGGUUGUUGUCAAGGUUUUUAAUAGAAAUAAUGUUGAUUGUCUUUCAGUUUUAUUGUCAAGCACUUUUCCUGAAACAGAAGAAAGCUUGGCAUGUAUUGUUGAUGCAAAAUUCCAGUUGAGGUAUAUGGGGGAAGAUGAUUUUGAGCAUAAAUGUUCAACGAUAAAAAAGGAAUUUUCGAAAAAUGCUAAGUUUUCUCAUGGGACCCGUUUGAAACUGCCAGAGCUUAUUAGUUAUGGGUAUAUUGUUGAUAACAAAAUUGAUUGUGUUGUUUAUUUCAUGGUUCAGAAGCCUUUUGUGAAGGAUCAGUGAUUUAACAAUAGAGAAGACAUAAGAUAAUUAACAUGUUGUCGAAAAUAUUAAUACAUGCUGUGAAGGAGACAAAAGACUUUUAAUGGUGCAUUUAUACCAAUUUAAUGAUUUAUAGCUCAAUGAGAUUUAUUUUUUAUAUAGUGUAUGACUGUAUCAGUUAAAAUAAUUUUGUUAAUUAUAUCUUUAUGCAUUCUUUGAAAGAUUAUACUGCAAAUUAAAAAUUCAGAACCACAAAAGAAUCUUAAAAAGUGACGUUUGAGCCGAAAAUACAUACUUACGAAAAUACCUUAAAUCGCCUUGUAAAGUGAAAUUAAGACCGGAUCUACAAAAACGAGAUUUAUCUUUGAUAUAAUGUUUUAAAAGCGUAAUUUUGUUGCUAUUAAAUGAUUUGUAUGAAUGAAAUGUUUUGUAAUGAAAUAUUAGACGUUUGUGCGGUAAAUAUGCUAAAUAUGCCCCAAAAAGUAUAGAAAGAACGUCUCUGUGUACUGAUAAGCCCGCCUCUGGCUAGCCUCUGCACGUAUAUAUGUUUAUAUUGCAGUUAUUGUUAUCCCCCGCCAUGGAAUUGGGAGGGGGGGUAUAGUUUUGGCGUUUUCCGUCCGUCCGUUCUUUCGUCCGUCCGUCCUACCGCACUCACAGGAGAGUAAUUAUGUGGCUAGAGGGACAAUAGGUAACUGUUCUUUCUCUUUGAUGUCAUUCAUUCCGUAAUACUUUUAUGUGGCUAUUUUCUUUUGUGUGGCUAAAAAGAACAAUAGAGAGAACAAUAGAGAAUCCACAUAAUUACUGUCCUGUGAGAACGUCCGUCUGUCCAUCCAUCCGUCCGUCCGAAUUUCGUUUCCGGACUUGUUCUCUGCAACUUCUGGCUGGAAUUCAACAAAACUUUAUGGGAACCUUAAAAUAUCAAGACGGGAAGAGCAUAUCGUCGGCUUGUUCCCGUCCGACACUUUAACUCAGAGUUAUGGCCCUUGAUUAGUUAUGCAGUAUGCAUAUAGAUAUAGAGUAAAAAUCAUUUCCACGCUACUUCUCUGCAACUACUGGCUGGAAUUCAACAAAACUUUACGGGAACCUUCAAUACCAAGAGGAGAUGGGCAUAUCGUCCCCUUGUUCCGGUCAGACACUUUAACUUAGAUUUAUUGCCCUUGAUAACUUAUGCAGUAUACAACUAGAUCAAUAAUUGUUUCCGUGCUACUUCUCUGUAACAAGUGGCUGGAAUUCAAUGAAACUUUAUGGGAUACCCAUAUAGUAGCCUUGUUCCGGUCAGACACUUAUAACUCAGAUUUAUGGCCCUUGAUUAGCCAUGCAGUAUGCAUACAUCUCAUUGGGGGGAUACUAAUCGACGGUCUCCGGUCUUCGACGGU
Molecule: messenger RNA, 2496 nt
Organism: Ruditapes philippinarum (Manila clam)
Lineage: Eukaryota; Metazoa; Mollusca; Bivalvia; Venerida; Veneridae
Exons: 3
Coding region: 41-1141 (366 amino acids)
Molecular function (GO): protein binding
Source: RefSeq, a predicted model, not a curated record